GCAUUUUUUUGCACUUUUGCCAACUUAUUAAAAUAUGUACUUAAACACACACAUGUAUCUGUGUGUGUGUAUAUAUUUAGUUAAUUUGGGUGUUCGAACCCUUAAAAUUCUCUAACAACCAACUAAUCCCGAAAACUCGGAAGCGCAUUGAUCCAAACAUUAACCCAUCAAAUUUGUGUUAGAAACAAAAAGUAAUGAUUUUAAAAUUAAAAAUAAUAAUAUUUAAAAUAUAUUUCAACGUGUUUGUUUAAAAUCUCUAUAUGUUAAAAUUUUGAGCAAAUAUUUGCCUUUUAAUAGAAAUGGUUUCAAUUUUAACCGGUGCCAUGCCAUGCCAUGACCAGACCCCAAUCACUUGUUCCCUCCACAAACACAUUGUUUUCACACCUUCUAACCAUAAGAAACGCAACAAAGACAAACAGCUCAUGGAACCCUCGCCUGAGAAAACUAGCAAAAGAAGGCCAAUACCAACAAGGCCUCAACCUCUACCGCCAAAUGCUCCGCUCAGGCGACUCUCCCAACGCAUUCACAUUCCCUUUUCCUCUCAAGUCCUGCGCCUUCCUCUCGCUUCCCAUCUUCGGCCAACAGCUCCACGCCCACGUCGUGAAAACCGGGUGCCAAUCGGAACCCUUUGUCCAAACUGCUUUGAUUUCAAUGUAUUGUAAAUGCUAUUCAGUUGACAAUGCAGGUAAACUGUUUGAUGAAAAUCCCCAGUCAAGAAAGCUCACUGUUUGUUAUAAUGCUUUGAUUGCUGGGUACGCUCACAAUUCUCAAUUUUCGAAUGCAAUUAUCUUAUUUUGUGGAAUGAGGUCACUGGGUGUAUCGGUUAAUGCUGUUACAAUGUUGGGCUUAAUUCCAGGAUGUACAGUUGCUAUGCAUUUGGGUUUUGGGAUGUCACUUCAUUGCUGUACUGUCCAGUGUGGUUUGGACACUGAUAUUUCUGUUGAAAAUUGUUUGCUUUCUAUGUAUAUUCGGUGUGGGUCAGUUGAACUCGCCCGCAAGUUGUUUGAUGAAAUUCCCCAGAAGGGGUUGAUUACUUGGAACGCGAUGAUUUCUGGAUAUGCACAAAAUGGGCUUGCUACCCAUGUUUUGGACCUUUAUCAAGAGAUGAAGUUGUCAGGUAUAUGUCCUGAUCCUGUGACUCUUGUGGGAGUUCUGUCAUCUUGUGCUAACCUUGGUGCCCAAAAAGUUGGUUGUCAGAUAGAACGACAAAUAGAAUUAAGUGAGUUUGGAUUUAAUACAUACCUUAAAAAUGCUCUGAUUAAUAUGUAUGCUAGAUGUGGCAAUUUGAUAAGAGCUCGAGCUAUUUUUGAUGACAUGCCGGAAAAGAACUUGGUCUCGUGGACGGCAAUUAUAGGUGGGUAUGGAAUGCAUGGGCAAGGAGAAAUUGCCGUGCAACUUUUUGACAAGAUGAUUAUGACUGGCAUUCGACCUGAUGGAGCAAUCUUUGUCAGUGUUUUGUCUGCGUGUAGCCAUGCUGGAUUGACUGAUAAGGGCUUGCAUUAUUUUGCUGUAAUGGGGAGGGAAUAUGGGUUGCAGCCAGGUCCAGAGCAUUACUCUUGUGUAGUAGAUCUUCUUGGUCGGGCUGGUAGACUUCAGGAAGCUCAGGAGCUCAUUAGGUCAAUGCCAGUAAAACCUGAUGGUGCUUUAUGGGGUGCCCUUUUGGGAGCUUGUAAGAUCCAUAAAAAUGUUGAACUUGCUGAAUUAGCUUUCCAACGAGUCAUUGAGCUUGAACCCACAAACAUUGGUUACUAUGUGUUGUUGUCAAAUAUAUACUCUGAAGCAAACAAUUUGGAGGGAGUACUAAGAAUUCGAGUGAUGAUGAGAGAGCGGAAGCUCAAGAAGGAGCCCGGAUGUAGUUAUGUUGAACAUAAAGGUAGGACUCACCUCUUUGUGGCCGGGGAUACAAGUCACCCUCAAACAGAGGAGAUAUAUAAAAUGCUCGAUAGGCUAGAAGAUUUAGUUGAGGGAUUUGAUCGGCCGAAGAAGAAUGAUAAAGCAGGACGAAAUGAAGAGCUUAUAAGUGGCAUGAGAGUGCACAGCGAAAGGUUAGCCAUUGCAUUUGCGCUCUUAAAUACUGGUGUGGGGGCAGAGAUUCUUGUGAUAAAGAACUUAAGGGUAUGUGGAGAUUGUCAUUUGUUUAUAACGUUGGUCAGCAAAAUUGUGGAUCGUCAGUUUGUUGUUAGGGAUGCAACUCGUUUCCACCAUUUUAAAAGCGGAGUCUGUUCAUGCAAUGGCUACUGGUAAGACUUGCCAAAGGUUUUCAAUUUCAGACUAACAUGUCCGAUAGGCAACAAAAUGGAAUUUUGAAGUUUGACAAUAUAGUAUGAAAUUCAAAAGAGUCUCAGAGUGAGGUUUCAGAUUUUGAAUAUUGGGAUUGCCAAAUUCAGUUGAAGGUGGCUAUAAGGAUUUAUGGAAACUCCUGCUGAUUAGCUCUUGGUUGUUGAACGCCAUGCCACAAGGAAAGCUGUCUUAACCAAGGAGGUGACAAGGGAUAUUGCUAUUGUUUUUGAGGUUGGAAAUCUCAGCCAAGCAAUGAGAAAAUUUGUCUUGACCACCACCAUCACUUAGCUGAACAAUCAGGAGAGGGGUCUAUAACUCUGAAGAGAUUGGCAAGGAAGAGUUAUACAACUAGCGAAGUUUGCAAAAGACAACAUCCACAAGAAGCUCAAGAAGCAUGCGAAUGGACAUUGAGGAAAAUUUUCUUUGACCAACACCACAUCAUAAAUACAAGUCUAAUGUUGUUUGUUUUCUAUUUUAUUCAUUUGUAUGGCCAACAAAACUCAGUAAUAGUUGGCUUUUUACACAGAGGAUGCUUAUUUAAAUAAAUUGUAUUUAUGUUUUGUUUAAAUUGUGCAAUAUAAUCUCCUAUUGGCUA
This is a messenger RNA of Cornus florida, 2875 nucleotides long. Its product is annotated as putative pentatricopeptide repeat-containing protein At3g11460, mitochondrial. The record is from RefSeq and is a predicted model, not a curated record. Bases 334 to 2244 code for a protein of 636 amino acids. Gene Ontology annotation, biological process: RNA modification. The transcript has a single exon. Gene Ontology annotation, molecular function: protein binding; RNA binding; zinc ion binding. Lineage: Eukaryota; Viridiplantae; Streptophyta; Magnoliopsida; Cornales; Cornaceae.